This is a messenger RNA of Phragmites australis (common reed), 688 nucleotides long. RefSeq lists its product as uncharacterized. Lineage: Eukaryota; Viridiplantae; Streptophyta; Magnoliopsida; Poales; Poaceae. The transcript has a single exon. The record is from RefSeq and is a predicted model, not a curated record. The coding region runs from base 71 to 535 and encodes 154 amino acids.
ACGCGCACGCCACCUCAUCGCGACUCACUAGACUAGCAUCUCCGCGCGCUCUCUCUCUCUGAGUCUCGCCAUGGCAAUGGCUUACAGGCUCGUCGUCGCCGUCGUCUUCACCACGCUGCUCCUGCUCCGCGCGCGCCCCUCCACCGCCGACGCCACCAACCCGGCCGACUGCCCCUACCCGUGCUUCCCGCCUCCCACGGCGUCCGUCACCACCAACUGGCCGCCGCCACCGUCGUCCUCCUCGUACUCGUACCCGCCGCCCCCGUUGUCCUCCUCCAACACGCCGCCGUCGUCGUACUGGAACUACCCGCCGCCGCCAGGGGGCUACAUUCCAUACUACCAGCCUCCCAGCUCCGGCGGAGGCGGUGGAGGCGGGGGGUUCGGCUACCCGGCGCCGCCGCCGCCGAACCCCAUCCUGCCGUGGUACCCCUGGUACUACAGGUCGCCGCCGUCGUCAUCGGCCACGUCGGUGAGGAGGUGCUCUGUUCUUGGCACGGUGGCCACCGUAGCUGCUGGUUUCCUGAUCAUGUUUUAGUUAGGCACUUGCUUUUCCAUUUUUCUUCUUCUCAGUUUUUUCUUUGUGAAUUUAUUCUGCAGAAUUAAGGAAUAUAUAAUGUGACAUGCAUCAUUACUAUUGUACUAUAGUAUCAGCUACAUAUUGAUAAUCUAUAGUUAUUUUUUGCUUGAG